AUAUAUAAGCAGAUUCAUGGAGUUAGAGAUCAUCAAACUCAGCAGAUUUCUCAAAUUUAAGCAUUCUAAAGCAUCCAACAAUGGCUGCUCGCUACCAUUUACGAUCAAUCAGCUUACCUUCCAGAUCCCAUCCCACUACUGUGAGAAUCGAAGAGCAAUUGAGCAAGCUGAAGGCAUGGGAGAAUUCAUCUCCUUCAACCUCCAAGUCAAUCCGCGAUGGCUUAUUGGGCCUGGACGACUUGUACGCUUCCAUGGAUGCGCUUCUCCACAUGGCUUCAACCAAACAGCUCCUAUCGAGCCACCAGAAUCGGAAAUGGGUGGACGGAUUGGUUGACGGAUUCAUGAAGCUUCUGGACAUCUGCAGCAAGACAAGAGACAUGAUACUGCAAAUCCAGGAACAAGCUCAAGCUCUGCAAUCCGCCCUUCGAAGAAGAAAGGGAGAUUCGAGCAUCAGAAACGCCAUUGCUAAUUACACUCACCUGAGAAAGAAGACGAAGAAGGAGGCACUGAAAUUGAUGUCAUCCGCCAAACAAACGGACGACAGAAUCGGAUCGAUUCAUGGAGAUCUCCAUCUCUACGCUGUGGUUCGAGCCCUAAAGGAAUCUAGUUUCGCAACCGUUUCGAUAUUCGGCUCCGUGCUGUCGUUAAUGGCGAUUGAAUCGCCCAAAUCGAAGCCGAGUCGGUGGCAAUUAGUUUCGAAAGUGGUGAUGCGAAGGGGAGCGGUAGCGAGCGAAGAAAACGAGGAGAUGGGGAAUGAAUUUGGCGAUGUGGAUGCGGCAUUGGGAGCUGUCGGCGAUGGCGUGGAGGCGGAGAAGCUGCAAUCUGCGCGUGGAAGCUUAGAGGGUUUGGAAAUCGCCAUGGAAGGAUUUGAGAAUGGAUUGAAAGGGAUAUUCAGGGAGAUGAUUAGAGCCAGAGCUUGUCUCUUGAAUUUGAUUUCUCACUAGUCUUCCAAAAUCUUGGAAAUGCAUCCAAAUUUUGUAAUGUGUACAAAAUUACCAGUAAAUAAUAAAACAAAUUGUGCUCCUUUGCAAAAUCUCUGUCAUGAGAACAUUAACAACAAUAAAUACCCCAAUCCAAGCUGCUUGUCCCUGGCUCUAAAAGACUUUGCUUCAAACUAGCUGUCUUUAGGAGGGAGCUUAGUACUGCAUACAAAUAUU
Molecule: messenger RNA, 1157 nt
Organism: Momordica charantia (bitter melon)
Lineage: Eukaryota; Viridiplantae; Streptophyta; Magnoliopsida; Cucurbitales; Cucurbitaceae
Biological process (GO): shoot system development; root development
Source: RefSeq, a predicted model, not a curated record